ACAGAAACCCUGCCUGCGCUCGGAGGUCUGCGGCAGAGGGAUCCCCUGGAGUCCCCGGCCAGCCUGAGCUACGGGGGCGAGACCCCGUCUCAAAAAAAAAAAGACCAAUUUUAAGUUGUCACCUCCGGGGAUGGGGACCACGGCGUUCCCAGCCGUUUUCCUGCUGCUCCCCGGGAUCCUGUUCCGCAGGGAGACCUGGGCGGGCUCGCACUCCCUGCGCUACUUCCACACCGCGGUGUCCCGGCCCGGACGCGGGGACUCGCGCUUCUUCACUGUGGGCUACGUGGACGACACGGAGUUCGUGCGCUUCGACGGCGACGCCGAGAGUCCCAGGAUGGAGCCGCAGGCGCCAUGGAUGGAGCGAGUGGAUCAGGCGUAUUGGGACAGAGAGACACAGAGAGCCAAGGGCAACGCACAGGUUUACGGAGUGAGACUGCGGAACCUGCACGGCUACUACAACCAGAGCGGGGACGGCUCUCACACUUACCAGAAGAUGUACGGCUGCGAGGUGGGGCCAGACGGAAGCUUUCUCCAUGGGUACAUGCAGUGGGGAUACGACGGGGAAGAUUACAUCGCCCUUGGCGAGGACCUGAGCUCCUGGGUGGCUGCGGACACUGCGGCUCAGAUCACACAGCGCGAAUGGGUGGAGACCCGUUAUGCAGAGCGAAAAAGGGCCUACCUGGAGGGCACCUGCGUGGAGUGGCUCCUCAGAUACCUGGAGAACGGGAAGGAGACUCUGCAGCGCGCAGACCCUACAGAGACACACGUGACCCGCCACCCCAUCUCCAAGGAUCAGGUCACCCUGCGGUGCUGGGCCCUGGGCUUCUACCCUAAGGACAUCUCCCUGAUCUGGCAGCGGGAUGGGGAGGAGCUGACCCAGGACAUGGAGCUGGUGGAGACCAGGCCUGAUGGGAAUGGCAACUUCCAGAAGUGGGCGGCUGUUAUGGUGCGUUCUGGAGAGGAGCAGAAUUACAUGUGCCGUGUGCAGCAUGAGGGGCUGCCUGAGCCCCUCACCCUGAGAUGGGAGUCCCCUCCUCAGCCCUCCAUCCCCAUCCUGGGGGUUGUUGCUGCUGUGAUUCUCCUUGUAGCUGUGCUCCCUGGAGUUGCCUUUGUGAUAUGGAGGAGGAGGAGAGCAGGUGUAAAGGGAGGGAGUUACACUCGGCCUGCAAGGGGUGACAGUGCCCAGGGCUCUGAUUCCUCUCUCAUGGCUGGUAAGGCAUGAGACAGCUACCUUGCGGGUGCCUGAGGAACUCCACGCUUCUCCAGCCCAUGCUUUGUGACCUCAAGAUCACCUGAGUCCCUCCCUGAAAAUGGCUUCCGAGUUUGUCCAUGUUCCUGUGGGCAUCGGGGAGGGCUGUGAGGAAGGCUGUCCUGGGCAGCAGGACUCCUGUCCCCACGCUGACCUGUGUUCCCUCCCGCUCAGCUCCUCUUCCAGCAGGUGUGGUCUGGGGCGGCUCCUCACAGGGAUGAGAUGGAGCGGAGUGCACACAGCUUCCCCCAGGACUCCUCUUGAUUCUGAUCCUGCCUUUAUUGAAUUACAGCCCCACAAUAAAUCCAGUAGCAGCAAA
This is a messenger RNA of Cavia porcellus (domestic guinea pig), 1568 nucleotides long. Its product is annotated as saoe class I histocompatibility antigen, A alpha chain. Lineage: Eukaryota; Metazoa; Chordata; Mammalia; Rodentia; Caviidae. The transcript is spliced from 8 exons. Gene Ontology annotation, cellular component: external side of plasma membrane. Gene Ontology annotation, biological process: positive regulation of T cell mediated cytotoxicity; immune response; antigen processing and presentation of endogenous peptide antigen via MHC class I via ER pathway, TAP-independent. The coding region runs from base 131 to 1222 and encodes 363 amino acids. The record is from RefSeq and is a predicted model, not a curated record. Gene Ontology annotation, molecular function: signaling receptor binding; peptide antigen binding.